UCCUGUGAUGUUUCUUCUUUUUAACCAUCUGCCUUUCCACUUGUCACUUUUCUUCUAGUCCAUUUUCAACUUCUUGUUGUUGUGCAUCAUGAAGUGUGUUUACUUGUGCAGUGUUGUGUUGUUGGUGUGUGACGUCACUGCUGCAGGACCUCUACACGCACAGUGCACAGUACAUUGGUACUUUGCGAUACCAUGUCAAGCGGUUUAUGAAUCGCUAGUUUCACAGAUCAAGAAGUGGGAAGGCAUGGCGGGCUGCACCAGUGGAGGACAGCGCUGCUCGUACAAGCUAAAUUCUGCCACGGUGCACUUUAUAUCUGCCAAACACACCACUCCGUUGACGAGGUACCAACAAGUCAUCAACUUCCGCCUGGUGCCUUAUCACUUCUUCACUGGGUGUCAUAUUUCUGCCAUGUCCAUCUCCCAGACCUGGUUUGUGGUCCGAGACCACGGCACCAACUACUGCAACCUCUACAACCUCAUGGAAGGAAGUAGUCUCACAGAGGUCAGAGGUUACAGGGAGAUGACCAGUGACUUCUUAUGUACUCAGCGCUCCUCAGCCAACUGUAUCCUCGACUGACUUGUACUGCAACUACACUCUUCUUUCAUCAUCAUUAUUAUUAUUAUUAUUAUUAUACAGUGGGUAGGGAUUGAUUUUUGCUUCAUACCUGUGAGAAUCCUGCAUGCGAUUGAAAAAGGAAGCUCUGAUUUAUAAGCAAAAUUGCUCACGUCAGUGAAGGAUAAACAAAGUCAAUACCUUGCUGAUAUUUGCUAUUAGUCUGAUUAUAUCUGCAUGUCAAUUCUUCUGCUGCAGCAAACAAACAACAAUCACGUUGUAUGACCCACACACUCGUGUGAAGUCAUCACUCAUCUUGUGCCAUUUCAAUACGUUCAAGGACCCACCGCUCAUUUCACUUUCUGGUGACAGGAUUUACAAAUUUUGAGUUCUUCCUUCAAAGCCAAGUUUUCAUCUUCCAGCUGCUCCGCUCGCCUCUCCAGCUCUCUCACGUAGAUCUUCCUGCGCCUUCGGUAUUCCCGGGCAGCCUCUCUGCACAGAAAUGUCACAACAGGGCUGUCAAAAUAAAAGCAUUAACUUGUGUGAUUAAUCACAUUG
Molecule: messenger RNA, 1111 nt
Organism: Nerophis ophidion (straightnose pipefish)
Lineage: Eukaryota; Metazoa; Chordata; Actinopteri; Syngnathiformes; Syngnathidae
Exons: 5
Coding region: 89-577 (162 amino acids)
Source: RefSeq, a predicted model, not a curated record